GCCAGCCGGGGGAGCGGGAGGGGCCGCGCCGCUGCUCCCGGCAACCGAUUGCCAGAAAAGGGGGAAGAGCCGCAGCUCGGUGCCCGCUGAACACCUGUCAGACCGUGGAGUCUGAUUUAUACCUGGCCCUGGCAGCCUCUCCGCUGAGGAUUUCCCCCUCGUCCCACUUCUGUUUUCUUGGGGGGUUUUUUGUUGUUGGUUUUUUUUUUCCCCCCCUUUUCGCCUCCCCCCUCCCUUCCUGGAGUGGUGUGAAAGGGGGUAUUUUCUUCAGGGUAUAAAGCUGAGAAUACAGAGGAAGAGAGGCUAGGAGCUUCACCUCAUUGCCUCAUUCUCCCUUUCAUGUGAACAUCCUGCAACAUUUCCUUCAUCCUGCCGCACCUCUCACCUGGCCAGCGCUGCCCAGAUCAUGUCCGCUAAGCUCCUGCCGGUUUUCUUCCUCCUCUCAGUGUUUCACGCCUGUUCUAGAAAGGUUGAAGAGGAUGAAUAUGAAGACGGAACAACUAACCAAAAAUGGGUUUUAGCUCCAAAAACACAAGACACAGAUGUGACUCUCAUACUAAACAAGCUGUUGAGAGAAUAUGACAAAAAGCUACGGCCAGAUAUUGGAAUAAAACCAACAGUUAUUGAUGUUGACAUUUAUGUCAACAGCAUUGGUCCUGUAUCAUCAAUAAAUAUGGAAUAUCAAAUUGAUAUAUUUUUUGCCCAGACGUGGACAGAUAGCCGUCUUCGCUUCAACAGCACCAUGAAGAUACUGACUCUGAACAGCAACAUGGUUGGCUUGAUCUGGAUCCCAGACACAAUAUUUCGUAACUCGAAGACGGCGGAGGCUCACUGGAUCACCACCCCCAACCAGCUCCUCCGCAUAUGGAAUGAUGGCAAGAUCUUGUACACCCUCAGGCUUACCAUCAAUGCGGAGUGCCAGCUGCAGCUGCACAAUUUCCCAAUGGAUGAACACUCAUGUCCACUGAUAUUCUCGAGCUGGUAUCGAUUUCCAUUUAUGAAUAGUAUACAAACAGUGAUCCUCAAUCAGAAACCAGAUUGGAAUUUCAGCUGA
Phalacrocorax carbo (great cormorant) is the source of this 1054-nucleotide messenger RNA. NCBI's taxonomy places the organism in Eukaryota, Metazoa, Chordata, Aves, Suliformes, Phalacrocoracidae. The record is from RefSeq and is a predicted model, not a curated record.